Messenger RNA from Fusarium pseudograminearum CS3096, 1635 nucleotides. RefSeq lists its product as uncharacterized. The record is from RefSeq and is a predicted model, not a curated record. Gene Ontology annotation, molecular function: DNA binding; zinc ion binding. Lineage: Eukaryota; Fungi; Ascomycota; Sordariomycetes; Hypocreales; Nectriaceae. The transcript is spliced from 5 exons. Gene Ontology annotation, biological process: DNA-templated transcription. Bases 1 to 1635 code for a protein of 544 amino acids.
AUGACUGCACCUAUGGAUCUGAGGCCAAUUCCCUGCCAACAACAUGCUAUCAACUCUCCUCAAAUUAACCGCACAAACUCAUUUUCAGGCUCGUCGCCAGACCUGAAUCUCCGACGUCAAAGUCAGGCCAUCCAAACACCAAACAGCCAAGACAACCGCGAAAAUGUCACCAAUUUUGAGAACGCCGUCCUGGAUUCCAUGCAUACGUCAACAACCGAGUCCAUCCUCCAAUGGCCUCACUUUGAUGUCUUCCCGUUACUGAGGCAUGACGGAGAAUCCAUCUUCUACCUAGAGCAAUCACGUAAACCUUUGAGUGUGGCGGCAAAUCCAAUGUAUCCCUACGUCGAUACAGAGGAUAUAUCAUCGAUGUUAGAAGCCUUCGAACGGAAUAUCAACUUUUGGUACCCAUCUAUGUCACAGGAGCAACUCGGCAGUAUACGAGAAACACUUCAGAGUGGAAUGCCAGCUGAAGACACAGUCCACUCGUGUCUAUGCCUUCUUACCUUGGCUUUAGGAUGUGCUAGUCAAGCUGCUGAAGAUCUUCGCUUUACUACCGAGGCUGACCCUCCUGAGAAAGACAGAAGGUUGAGGAAGAGAAAACUUGGAGACAUCUAUUUCCAGUUGGCAUUGAAGAAACUUCACGUUGUCCAUCUACAAGUUGAUUCUCAAAGUACACAAUGCCUCUUCUUUACUGCUCUUUACUUUGCAUCGCUGGUCAGACCACUCCAGGCCUGGGAGUAUCUCAGCGCUACGGCGACGAGAUGCAUGCUUCUUCUAUCAUACCCUGUGAACAAGAAUGACAGUGAGGCUGAAGAACGGAUAAGAAGGAUAUUCUGGUCCUGCUACAUAUUGGAAAGUGACUAUAUGGCCGAACUAUCAGCAUGUCCCCCUUCUGGUAUCGCCCGUGUAGAAUCUUCGGUUCCUCUACCCAGUUCUUAUCAUACCCAUACCUCUGAGAUUGUUGAGGAAGAAUCGUCCCUCUACUUCCUCGCAUGCAUUAGUAUGCGCCGCCUACUCAACAGAGUCCAUCAGCUCUUGUACGCACGCGACACUGGUGCAGCAUUCGACCACACUCGCUUCCCACGCAUCGUUGCUGAGUUACAGCGCCAACUAGAUGACUGGCGCGACGUACUGCCAGCAUCUUUCUCGUUCAGUGUCGACACUGAUGAAGUACCGACAGCAGCUGGCGGAUUCCUUCGACAACGAUAUCUCACCUGCAAGGGAGUCAUAUAUCGGCCGUAUCUAAUGUGGAUGUUGAGUAGCAGCUACGAUGAUACAGGAACUUCGACAUCGGCUGUGACUCCUGCGAUACCGGAUGUUAUGAACAAGUGUAAGCUGUGUCUUGACGCAUGUCUACUCCACGCUUUAGACCUUAGGGGUUUCUCACAAACCGUUGUCAUCGACACAUGGAUCUGUUCCCUAUCUAUGUCUGGUGCCAUGCUCAUCAUCCUCGCCGCUUCACACAUACCGGCUCUCAAGGAGUUCAUUGGUACACGUGCCACACUUGUGGGGAGUCAUCUGGAGAGGUUGUUCCGUAAUUGGCGAGACAUGUCGUUUGGAGGAGAUUCACCCAGUGUGGACCGGAGUAUGUGGCUUAUAAACCAGGCGGACAGUUAUAUCAGGGACUGUUAUUGA